This is a messenger RNA of Dicrocoelium dendriticum, 168 nucleotides long. The record is from the annotation of a GenBank genome assembly. NCBI's taxonomy places the organism in Eukaryota, Metazoa, Platyhelminthes, Trematoda, Plagiorchiida, Dicrocoeliidae.
GUUUGAUAUCUGUUGUCCUUUGGAAACUAUUUACGUCCACUCUGAAGGUUUCCAUCCCCUCCAAGUAAAGCGGCUACGCCGCCUUAAGGAGAAAGCGUUUAAAGAAAGAGACGGCACCCCAGUAAGAUCUCUCACAGGUCGCAUUAAGGAAGAACUACACCGUCUUAA